Molecule: messenger RNA, 234 nt
Organism: Penicillium waksmanii
Lineage: Eukaryota; Fungi; Ascomycota; Eurotiomycetes; Eurotiales; Aspergillaceae
Exons: 1
Coding region: 1-234 (77 amino acids)
Source: RefSeq, a predicted model, not a curated record
AUGUACGUGGUACACCGCCAUCCCGUCGGCAACCCCAAUCAAGGAAUCAGACAAGGAGAAAUCCAGCCCUGGGAAACAAAGCAAAGACUAGGCUAUUUGGACAAGAACAGCAUGGAGGUAGCCAUCCAGGUGCUCAGAUCCCACAAUGUUCUGGAUUCCAGCCUGCAAGGGCCCGACGGAAAGAACUUGAUGUAUAAACCGUUGACGGCGCGCCGUCACACCCGCGAUCUCUGA